Messenger RNA from Physella acuta, 2076 nucleotides. RefSeq lists its product as uncharacterized. Lineage: Eukaryota; Metazoa; Mollusca; Gastropoda; Physidae. The record is from RefSeq and is a predicted model, not a curated record.
UAUAAUUAAAUUAAAAAGCCUUUGACAAAAUUUUAUUUUUAGCUCUCGUAAUUUUGGUAAUCUAUCUCGAUUUAGGCACGUAAAAUAGUCUUCCAAAGCUAGUAGAUCUAGAAUCUAGUAGUAGUAAUGUGAAAGAUUGAAAACAACUAGGCCGGGAGUAGGUCCUAAUGAACUUAUUUUUUCCUCUAUAUAAUUUAAGACAUUUUCAUUUACGGAAUUUCAUCACAGAUGAGACUUACAAAAAAUAAUACUAGAUUCUAGCUCUGGAUUAAUAAUACCCUCUCUCUGCUAUCCUUUAAAUGCCUUUAAUUUCAAACUGGUUUUAUACUAAAUGUAUAGUAUAAAGAAUAUAUGUUAAUAUAAUAUAUAUCAUAUAUGCCUAUAUAAAGUGACUAGAUCUAUACUAUAAUCCUUGCAAACACGUGACCUAAAUCACGUGAUACCUACGCCCGCCGCCACAGUGGUGUACACUAGCAUUAAACACAAUCAGCUGUUCACCAGCGCUGGACGUGUCUCAAAAUGUGUUCGCUGUACGUAAAGAACCUUGCACCCGCGGAAAAGGAACGUUACGUUAAAAACUUGAACUCUUAGGCAUUGAGGAUCCAUAUAUUGGUGUUGACAGUUGCGUGGAUGAAUAAAUAUAUGUGGCCAACAAUUCAGAAUAUGGACAUUGUAAAUUAUUUUGUGUUUUCAACGAACCUCAUAACACAAGAGCAGAUGAAAAAUUACAAGAGCCUGAAAUCUUACGUCUAUUUUACUGAUGGGCUUGUCACAAAAAUAAAAUGCAGAGCACUUGGAAGUAAAGUGGUUGUUGUUGCACAAGUGAAGCAUUCACAGAAGGCAGCAGAAAAACCUGUUGAGCCAUGGGUUUGUUGUGAGCCAAGUGGAGUUAUUUUGUCUGCCCACUGCAACUGCAUGGCUGGACUUGGAGAGUCAUGUUCCCAUGUAGGAGCCUUGCUGUUUGCCAUAGAGGUUGGCUGUAGAUUAAUGGAUAAUGAGUCUACCACUCAGAGAAGUUGCCAGUGGAUUCUCCCUCCGUACCUACAAAAAGUCCCUUAUCUGAAGGUGGCAGAUACAGAUUUUGAUACCCCAGAAACAAAGAAAAUCAAGUUAGACAAGCAGCCAAUCACUCACACACCAGGAAUAGUUGUAGGUAAAAUAAUACAAUCUGCCCCACUACAAAAAGACACAUUUUUGGAACACCUAUCAGUCCUUAAACACUCACACACAUUCAAAUUUCCACCAACAUCAUUACCAGCCCCACUCACAACACUAUUUGACACAAAAUACACACACUUAGGCUACACCCAGUUAGUGGAAAGUACUCGGCAGGCUAUUGAAGCCGCAACUAGAGAUCAAUCAAAUUCAAAAGACUUGUUUCGACAAAGAGCUGGGCACUUUACUGCAUCCAGAAUGCAAGUCUGUUGCAACACAAACUUGGCGCAGCCAUCACUGUGCCUCAUUAAACAGGUAUGUUACCCUAAGCAACAAACAUACAGAUCAGCUGGCAUGAAAUGGGGUUGUCAACAUGAAAGAUGUGCAUUACAACAAUAUGCACAAAUCGCGGGGCCCAAGCACAGGAAUUUUAAAAUAACAAAAAGUGGACUAGUAGUUCAUCCUGAGGUGCACUACAUAGGAGCCUCUCCAGAUGGUCUGGUUACCUGUGACUGCUGUGGACAUGGGGUGGUUGAGAUCAAAUUUCCAUCAUGUACAAAAGACAAAAUGAUGGAUGACGUAUCCAAAAAGGAGGCCAAAAACAUUGGUCUCGGAUCAAAUAAACAAUUAAGUAGCACACACCGCUACUACUACCAAAUCCAAACCCAAAUGGCAGCUACCAAGUCGUCAUAUGGGGAUUUUAUAAUAUGGACAACAAAAGAUGUUCAUAUAGAAAGAAUUUUUUUUGACAGCAACUUCUGGUCAAGCAUCUCUGUAAAGGCAGCAGAAUUUUUUCAGAAAAUUAUAUUGCCUGAGCUCUUGGCAUGCCACUUCACCAAUAAAAAGGCAACUGGUACUACUAUGGGUGUUGGCUUGCCAUUGGCAAAAACAAAAAAGCCUGAUCUGAAUAAUUAUAAAUAA